CUUUGGUGUUGAUUUCCCCAAGACUUCGGAAUAUGGGGGACACAAGACAACGUUGGAGGUUAGCUCCCCUGGGUUUUAUGCCAGAAAGAGCUGACAUUGUUCUUUUGUUUCGUUGAUGGCAGAGCUGCUGCGGGAGAACAAACGUAUGCUAGAUAAGUCCAUCAGGGAGAUCGAGAGGGAGAGGCAGGGCCUGCAGACUCAGGAGAAGAAGCUCAUCGCUGAGAUCAAGAAGGUGGCCAAGCAAGGACAGAUGGGAGCUGUAAAAGUUAUGGCCAAGGACCUUAUUCGCACAAGGCAUCAGAUCACGAAAUUUUAUGCCCUGAAGUCCCAGUUGCAAGGUGUAUCUCUUCGUAUUCAGACCCUGAAAUCAACACAAGCAAUGGGAGAAGCCAUGAAGGGCGUCACAAAAGCCAUGUCACAGAUGAACAGGCAGAUGAAUCUACCAGCACUCCAGAAGAUAAUGCGGGACUUUGAGAUGCAAAAUGAGAAGAUGGAAAUGGUCAGCGAGGUUAUGGGUGAUGCCAUCGACGAUGCCUUGGAGGGUGAUGAGGAGGAGGAAGAAACAGAAGAGCUAGUUAGCCAGGUCCUCGAUGAAAUCGGCAUCGACAUCAACUCUGAGCUUGUCAAGGCCCCGGCUACCGCAGUCGCCAUGCCGGUUGCAGCGGGAAAAGCGCCUGUUCAAGCUGAAGCUGCGGGCGGGAUGGACGGUGGAAUAGAUGAUGACUUGCAGGCACGGCUUGAUAACCUGAGGAAGAUGUGAGCACUGGACUCUGACGGAUUGUCCACGCCCGCAAUUCUCUGCCUGUAGUUUUGUACCAUAAAUGCCACUCCGGCAAAUCUAUUGACGUAUCAUUUGCAGUGUGUUUGGCAUUGACCAUCUGUAUAUAGACAUAUCAUCAUAUUUUCAAUAAAUCACAUACUAGGCUUGGUCUUUCUA
Molecule: messenger RNA, 937 nt
Organism: Triticum aestivum (bread wheat)
Lineage: Eukaryota; Viridiplantae; Streptophyta; Magnoliopsida; Poales; Poaceae
Product: vacuolar protein sorting-associated protein 2 homolog 1
Exons: 4
Coding region: 116-760 (214 amino acids)
Biological process (GO): vacuolar transport
Source: RefSeq, a predicted model, not a curated record